CGACUAGCGAUUUUACUUGAAGGCCCCGCCUUUAGACUCGUGUAAUUUAAUAUUUUAGUUGAUUUUCGCGAUGACUCUGAUAUAAACCUGAAUUUAGAUUUAUGAAGCUGGAUACUGUUGGAAUCAUGGGUACAGUGAAUAUUUUGUUGUUCAUCGCGAUAGUUUCGCACGCUGCCGCGUUAUUAACAUCACCACCAAAGAUAGUGAAGCAACCAACUCAAGAAGAGCAGUUGUUCCAAGUGGCACAACCUGGUGAAGUAGAUAAACCGUUCAUCAUAGAAUGUGAGGCUGAAGGAGAACCAGCACCCAAGUACAGAUGGAUCAAAAACGGUAAACCAUUCGAGUAUACGAGUUACGACAAUCGUAUAUCGCAGCAGCCCGGUCGUGGCACGCUGGUGGUGAGCAAGCCCCGCGACGAGGAUCUCGGUCAGUACCAGUGCUUCGCCGAGAACGAAUGGGGCACAGCCACCUCCAACUCGGUUUUCGUGAGGAAAGCUGAACUGAACUCGUUCAAGGAGACCGACGGCCCGCAGCAGACGGUCGAAGCGGAGGAAGGCCAGCCGUUCAAGCUCACCUGCUCACCACCGGAUGGCCAUCCUAGUCCUAAAGUGUACUGGAUGCUGCAAGGCGAACAAGGCCAAUUGAAAACAAUAAACAACUCUCGCAUGACGCUCGACCCGGAGGGCAACCUCUGGUUCUCGAACGUGACCAGGUUCGACGCGAGCGAGGACUACGCGUACACUUGUGCGGCAAAAUCGAUAUUCAGAAACGAAUACAAGCUUGGGAACAAAGUGUACUUGCAAGUGAAACAGACAGGCUCGUCGCCGAUGCAGAACAAACACGAACCCGUCCAUCAGUACACCACCAGGAGGGUGGAGAAGGGUCUGAAGGGGAAGCGAGUGGAGCUCUACUGUAUUUACGGUGGAACGCCGCUACCGCAAAUCGUUUGGAAGAAGAACGGGCGGACGAUCCUGUCAUCUUCCGGUAUCACGCAAGACAACUACGGCAAGACCCUCGUGAUCAAGUACCCGGGGUACGAGGACGAGGGCACCUACACCUGCGAGGCCAGCAAUGGAGUCGGCACCCCCAAGACAUACUCCAUACAGCUCAAUAUCGAAGCGUCUCCGUUCUUCAUCGAAGAGCCGGAGUUCCAGAACCUGGCGGAGGGCGAGACGGCGGAGAUCCGGUGCGUGGCGGGCGGCACGCCCACGCCGCAGAUCUCGUGGGUGUACAACGGGAAGCCGAUCGAGCAAGCCGAGUACAACCCGCGCCGGCUGGUCACCGCCAACAGCAUCACCAUACCCAACCUGAUCAAGAAGGACACCGGCAACUACGGAUGCAACGCCACCAACUCCAUCGGUUACGUCUACAAGGACAUCUACAUCAAUGUCCAAUCGAUCCCUCCUGAAAUAAAAGAGGGACCCGAGAAUCUGACGAAGGUGGACGGCUCGGAGGCAGUGAUGAAGUGCCGCGUGUUCGGAGCACCCAAACCGAUCGUCAGGUGGAUGCGAGACGACGUCGACCUCACCGGCGGCAAAUACAACAUCACCGCGGAGGGCGAUCUGGUGAUCCGCGACGUGUCGUUCACCGACAUGGGCGCCUACCAGUGCUACGCGAAAAACAAGUUCGGGGAGAAGUCCGCGUACGGAUCGCUCACGGUCAAAAAGCGCACCGUGAUCACGGACAAACCGGAGAACUACGAGGUGCCCGCCGGGUCCUCGGCGACGUUCCGGUGCAACGCCAACGCGGACGAGUCGCUGCAGCUGGAGAUCGUGUGGCUGAUCGACAGCCAGCCCAUCGACUUCGACAACCAGCCGCGGUACCGCGUCACCAACGACUACUCGCUGCUCAUCUCCGACACCAGCGAGCUGGACUCCGCCGACUACACGUGCAUCGCGCGCACGCCCGUCGACGAGGCGCGCGCGCAGGCGCGGCUCACCGUGCAAGACAAGCCGAACCAGCCGCAGCUGGACAGCAUCAAAUGCAAAGGACUGAUAGCGACGCUGCAGUGGACGUCGAAGGGCGACAACCGCGCGUCGCUGCUGCGCUGGUCCAUCCAGUACAACACGAGCUUCACCCCGCACACGUGGGACACCGCCAACGACGACGUGCCCGCCAACGUGUUCACCUGGGCCGCGCCCCUCUCGCCCUGGGCUAACUAUACCUUCCGGUCAGUACACUACACUACACUACACUACACACGUGACGACGCGCCCGCCUGGGCCGCGCCCCUCUCGCCAGUGCAAUGGACAGCAUACCGCGUCCGCUUAUUAAAAGUACAUUUUAUUACACGUACCGUAGUGAUAGCAUGGAACAAGAUUGGUCCGUCCCUGCCGUCCGCGCACUCGGACGUGUGCACUACGGAGCCGGACGUGCCGUACAAGAACCCGGACAACGUUGAGGGGAAGGGAACCGAGCCCAAUAACAUGGUCAUCUCCUGGUCGAAAAUGCCACAAAUCGAACACAACGGCCCCGGGUUCUACUACCUGGUGUCGUGGCGGCGCGACAUUCCCGGGCAGCCGUGGGAGGAGGCGCAGCUGCGCGACUGGCAGCAGACGGAGCUGCUCGUGCCUAACACGCCCACCUUCGAGCCCUACCGCAUCAAGGUGGUGGCGGUGAACGCGCUGGGCACGAGCAACGUGACGCCGCUGGAGGUGGCGGGCUGGUCGGGCGAGGACGUGCCGCUGCAGGCGCCCGGCAACCUCACGCUGCUGCAGCUCACCUCCGGCACCUCCGCGCUGCUCAGCUGGCGGCCCGUCCCCCCCAGUAGUCUGCGCGGCCGCUUCAAGGGGUACAAGAUCCACACCUGGACCGACGGCGAGGAGGACCGCCCCAAGGAGAUUCUGGUGAAAGCGGACGCCACGCAGGCUCUGGUGACCAAGUUCAGACCGUUCAAGAAGAACAACGUUCGUAUACUCGCGUACAACGGCCGGUACAACGGGCCCCCGAGCGACGUCCUGAGCUUCGUCACGCCCGAGGGGAAACCGGGCAGCGUCCGGAGUCUGGAAGCGUAUCCGAUAGGUUCCUCCGCGCUGCUGCUCAAGUGGGACAAGCCGAUGGAGGAGAACGGCGUGCUGACCGGCUACAAGAUCCAGUACAGGAAGGUGGUCGGCACCGAGUUCGGGCCGAUGCAGGAGCGGCGCAAGGAGGUGGACCCGAAGCUGGAGCGCGCCAAGCUGGCGGGCCUGGAGCCGGACACCGCGUACCGCGUGUUCGUGCGCGCCAAGACCAAGGCGGGCGAGGGCGAGCAGCGCUACGUGCAGCAGCGCACGCGCGCCGCCGCGCCCGCCGUGCCCGCCGCGCCCGCCUUCAGCGCCCUCGCGCUGCCCGGCGGCGGCGGCACCGCGCACGUGCGCGUGCAGUGGCUGCCCGCGCUGGACGGCCGCGCCGGCACGCACUUCGUGGCCUGGUACCGGCUGCGCGGCGACGCGGCCUGGCUGCGCACCGCCGACGUCACCGAGGACGACUACGUCGUCAUCACCGGCCUGCAGCCCGCGCGCCUCUACGACCUCAAGCUCACCGCGCACGACGGCGAGUACUUCUCCACCAGCGAGGUGCGCGAGGUGGACACCACCAUCGGUGAGUGGCGCGUCGACCCGCCGCGCGCGACGACGGCCCGACGGUCGACCGUGCUGAUGCGGACUCGUUCGAUCGUUCUCAGACGGGCCGGUGAUAAUGCGCGACGACAAGAUGGCGACGGCGGGGUGGUUCAUCGGCGUGAUGCUGGCGCUGGCGUUCCUGCUGCUGGUGCUGGUGCUGGUGUGCGUGGUGCGGCGCAACCGCGGCGGCAAGUACGACGUGCACGACCGCGAGAUGGCGCACGGCCGGCGGGACUACACCGACGGCGGCUUCCACGAGUACACCACGCCGUACGUAUGCACCCGCCCCGGCCAGUACGCGUGCGCGCGCUAGUGCCACAUCAGACCCACCUAAUGUCCUCCAUGAGCUCCCGACUCCGAGGACGAUCGGAAGUAUUUAUGAUCAGUCCUAUUUCAAUAAGUAUAAGGUGUUCAAUACGAUUCCGUAGACGUACGGCGUGCGAAUCGCCCGGCAUUGUACUGUAUGGCAAUUAGUCUAAUUAAUUUUUUGAUAUUGUUUUUUGUAGAUUGGACAACAAAUCCCGACAUUCGAUGAGCAGCGGCACUAAACCUGGACCGGAAAGUGAUACCGAUUCCAUGGCCGAAUACGGUGAAGGUGAAACCGGUAAAUAUGAACCUUCGCUCCUUGCUCCCGAAGCCAAUCGGACUCCGUUCCUUUACGACAAGAACGGUAGUCCGAAAAUUUUUGUUUCUUUGCUGGAAUGCUGCAUAUGUUUUGAGAAAUUUGCGUACUAUUAUUUUAAUUUUUAA
Messenger RNA from Diatraea saccharalis (sugarcane borer), 4349 nucleotides. Lineage: Eukaryota; Metazoa; Arthropoda; Insecta; Lepidoptera; Crambidae. The record is from the annotation of a GenBank genome assembly.